Sebastes umbrosus (honeycomb rockfish) is the source of this 2753-nucleotide messenger RNA. Its product is annotated as flocculation protein FLO11-like. Bases 627 to 2753 code for a protein of 708 amino acids. NCBI's taxonomy places the organism in Eukaryota, Metazoa, Chordata, Actinopteri, Perciformes, Sebastidae. The record is from RefSeq and is a predicted model, not a curated record. The transcript has 3 exons.
AAAAUAAUUUUGAUGCAUGAUGUUGGGGUGUGUAGUUUUGUACAGUCAUGUGUUUAGUCAUUAGUCAUAGUCAUAUAUAGUCAUAUAAAGAAUAGCCAGUCAUUUUUGCCAUGCAUACCAUAUUCAUUUGUUUUUAAAUACAAACCUUAUGCUUCUGCUUGCUAUAAAUGAACCUCUUCCCCGUUUGAAAAAUAAACUUUAAAGUCUACUGUAGAUAGUAUUUUUUUGUUUAAGAGAGAAAUUAACCCUGGUUUCUUCAAGUAGAAUAACUAUCUGGAGAUAGAAGCAGGAAUAAUGUUUUUAAAAAAACAAAAAAACAGGAUAAUAGUACCCAGUAGGGAUUGAUUGAGAAUUCACGUUAAAAAAAAAAAGGGAUGCAUAUGUACCAGUGAGUGGAGGAAUGCAAUCUACAACACAUCAUUUCAUGCAUUUUUCCUAUUACGUAAGUAGGGUACACAAAGACUAAAAGGUAUGGCUGUACGCAUACAAGAAAUGUAGAGCAUGCAGUUGUACGUAGAAGAUGUUUGGCUAAAAAUAAUAGGAGACUAAUGCCUUGAAUGUGUUGCUUUUUGUCCUUGCUUUGUUAUCAGAUGCUUGCUGCUGAUGGAUAACCAUCACUUGCCACCAUGAACUGCAGAUUCUUUCUAAGCCUACUGGCAGUUCUCUGCCCAGCUCACUUCUGGGCCACAGCCUCUACUGAGGUUCCCCUAAUUAACUCAACAAAUGCUUUGACUACUACAGUAAACAAGGUCAGUACACUUUCAAGACCUCAGGAAUUCAACAAGACAGAUUUGCUUGCCCAAGCCGGUCCGUCAUCUGAUAUAACUACAAGCCAACCAUCAGUGGUAAACCUUAGCAAUUCUCCUAUGGAUGGAGAUGGGUCUGACGCUUCCUCAGCAGGAACUGCAACACAGAUUCAUACUGACUCCACACAAACUCUUUCAGCCUCGACUACAGCUCAUUCCAGCAAAGCUCUGAAAAUGCCAGAGUUUGGCUCACCUUCACCUAAUUCAAAUGGGAAGGAUACAGGGGUAUCCAGCGAUACCCCUUCAGCAUCAGUGCGUAAAACCCCCACAUCUACAACCCUGGAAAAUACACACAUUGUUAACACACCCACAAACAUAUUUGCGAAUGCUAUGGCAGCCACACCUAAGAUGUCAGAUGUCACAGAUCGCAACAUGCCAACUAGCAUUCCACAGUUAUCACAAACUGAUCCUAAGUUAACAUCUACACGCAAAUUCCAAGACAAAACAAAGACAGUGAAGCCAAAUUUAGCGUCAGACAAAUCUGAGAAAAUAUCGCAGACGGUGACAUCACUAAAAUCAUCAGAUUUGAUUAACUUCCAAGCCACGCAUUUAACUUUGAGCCCAUCUGCAACAGAAGUAACUUCUGCAUCCACAACUACGAAGGAAGCCAAAAGUACAGCCAAAAAACAGCCAACCAACAACCUCAAAACAAUACUACAAGGGCGGAAUUCAGAAUCCCCUCAAACAACGAAGAAACAAGCCACAGAACCCAUUGAAACUCGGAAUUCAAAAUUUGCAGUUCCCGGAUCAACCGCUGCAACAAAUGAAAAUAAUUUAUCUAUAAUGAAUGUAAUGUCAGCUCCAAAACAAGGAACUCCCUCGAUAACAAUGGUAUCUGAAGCACCAUCAACUGAAACAGAAAAAAAAAUGGCAGCUAAAGAGAAAGAAUCCUCUAAAACCUCAACACCACCUAAGGCCCCUGAUGCAAAAAAAGGUGACUUAACACAGUCACCUAAAGAAACACCACCCAUAGAAAAAGAAUUUAACAAAAAAACAGCAACAGAAAACCCAAAUGAUAAACCAACAGAUCAACAAAAAAAAACAGAUGUCCCAAAAAUUGACAACACAACACCAACACAAAGCAUGGAAUUUACAAAAGAGUCAAAAACUCAUGAAACACAGGCAACAACAUCCACAAGAUCAACCCAUGAUGACAAAUCUACAACCAAUUCACCACAAUCAGCAACUCCACCAAAAAUUACAUCUCCUGUAACAAAAGAAUCACCGAAAAAAAGUUCACCAAUUGUGAAUCAAUCAACACCAAAAUCAACCAAAAGUCAUGGAUCUACACAAUCAGCAAAUUCAGCAGAAAAUGUGCUAUCUGUAACAACCAAAUCAAUGACUUCACAAACAUCAACAUCAGCAUCAUUAACAGCAGAAAUACCAACAGCUACAAGACAAACUACUGAAUCAACUGCAAGUAAAAGUACAUCAACGCAAAGUGGAUCAGUGACUACAGGAACACCAUCUACACCCUCUGUGGCGACGACAUUUAUAACACAAACCAGAGGAUCUGUGGAAACAGUUUCCACAAAAACAACAAAAUCUAUUCCUCUCACAAUAGAUUCAUCAACAACACCAACACAAAGUACAGCAUCCGUUGUUUCAUCACCACAAAGUCCAGCACAAACCACAGUUGUAACCACACAAUCGGCAACUUCAGCAGGAGCUCCGCUAUCUAACAGAACCAAACCAUUGGAUUCACAAACAUCGGCAUCGUUGACAACAGAACAACACACAACUACAAGACAAACACGUGAAUCAACUGCAAUUCAAAGUACAUCAACGCAAAGUUUAUCAUCCAACACAAACUACAGUUGUAACCACACAAUCAGCAACUUCAGCAGGAGCUGUGCCAUCUAUAACAACCAAUCCAGUGGCUUCACAAACAUCAACGUCAGCAUCAUUAACAACAGAACAAUCCACAGCUACAAGACAAACUACUGA